Molecule: messenger RNA, 1020 nt
Organism: Helicoverpa zea (corn earworm)
Lineage: Eukaryota; Metazoa; Arthropoda; Insecta; Lepidoptera; Noctuidae
Exons: 6
Coding region: 35-910 (291 amino acids)
Source: RefSeq, a predicted model, not a curated record
GUGACGUCAAAUCAACCCUGCUGAUUGACAAGUUAUGUGCUACAUCUGCAGUUGCGUCGCAUGGGGACUAGACCUUUUACAAAGGGUAAUCACCUUCGGGUUAACGUGCAUCCUCUCGUGCGCAGUUUGCUUCGGCCUGGCCAUCGCCAUCAUCGCUGGCGUCGCCUAUGGGUACAACUACUCCAUGGCUGAAUUCAUCACGUUUCAACGUUCUGACGUUACAGUCUUCAUGCGACGUGGACAGUUCUACGACAAGCCGGAAAUAUCUUCCAGGUAUAGGAGAACUGGAGACGAGGAUGAUCUGUUUGGCACAAACAUCACGACCGACUAUGAAGACUCGAAGCCCCCAGCGCAGAGCAAGCCUCUAGCAGACACGUGGCUGAAGACGCAGGACACGAGGAAGUACGCCGAGAUCCUGACCAGGUACAACCCCAACAAGAGGCAGGAGGCGGAAAGUGCACUAGCGCGGGAAAUGGAGACACAGGAACCUGAACUAGUCAAAGAGCAGCCUAUUCAGGCGCAGGCACAACCAGCAGCAGUACGUUUUAGGCCUACUCCUGAAUCUCCCGUGAUAUCGAUAAUCCCCAACCCUAUGAUUCCUACCAUGGCCUGGCGAAGUGGUUCAUCGGAGAUCGUGAUGAGGAACUUCCAACCUCUGCAUGACUUCACGACGGCGAAGAAAUUCACGAAUAUGCCAGAAAAUUUGUUCCCGACUAGGGUAACGGGACCAAAGUCUAUACCGAUCUUAAGUCCUAAAGAACAGGCGAAAGAAUCUGCUGACGACAAGCUGCGCGAUGAAUUCCAUAAAAGUUACGUGCCAAUGCGCGUGUGGGGGACGACAGCGCGCGCCGUCAUCCCCGACGACCCUGACGAUGUUGAUGAAGACGCCAUCGUCUACAAACCCGUGUAGCCACGGUAUGCUUGCAGGAGGAACUAGGUACACAUUAUGAAAGGUUUCAUACACUACGAAUGAUAUUUUACUUGUUUUGAAUCCUCAAAUAAAGGUAACAUAAUCAUUUA